Chelonoidis abingdonii (Abingdon island giant tortoise) is the source of this 1507-nucleotide messenger RNA. The record is from RefSeq and is a predicted model, not a curated record. Lineage: Eukaryota; Metazoa; Chordata; Testudines; Testudinidae.
GUUCAAAAUUCUUUUCUCCUGCUACCAACUUAAUCUAACAGGGGGACAGGAUUUUCCCCUUUGCUUUCCAUCAGUUUAAUAUCAAUGACGCUUUCCAUCCUGCUCUAUUGUCAACCGUAUGACAGCAUUAAAUCAUUUUUAUUAAUAUAUUUGUCCUUUCCAGUUCUAGGAAUGGGCAUAGAAAUAGACUACCUGGAACAAUUUGGUACAUCCUCAUUUAAAGAGUCUGCUUUGAGGAAGCAAUCAUUGUAUUUGAAGUUUGACCCUCUGCUGAGAGACAGCCCCAAAAAGCUGGCUCUGGGUACUAAUGAAACAAUAAGCACAUGUGUAAUCAAUGCACCAUUUCAAAGUGGUCCUCUUUCUGACUUCAGUAGACUGCCUUUGGAAACUCCAAAGUCUGCAGUGAAAUCUCUUCAAAACGAAGAAAAGCCUAAAGGACUGGAUCUUCUGGGAACUUUCCCAGCUCCAGAUGCAGUUCCUCUAAUUCCAGAUAUCUCAACCAGUAACGCUUCACCACUGUCUCCUUUUUCUGUGCCAAUCAACACUGCGGUUGACGCUAUUAUCGAAGUGCUGAAAUAUAGCCAAAAAGAUAUGGAUGCAGCUGUUGAAACGGUUAAACUAGAGGUUCAAGAAAAGCAGAUGGAAAUUUUAGAAUGGAAAAAGAAAUAUGACAGGCUUUAUAUGGAAUACCUGGAAAUGGGAAAAAUUGUUGCAGAGUUUGAAGGUACAAUAACCCAAAUGAUGGAGGAUGCCCAAAAACAGAAGGAGCUUUCAAAAAAAGAAAACCAGAAGAUGCUGGAGGAGAAACAGCAAGUUCUGUCAGAUCUGAACUCCAUGGAGAAGUCUUUCUCUGAACUCUUCAAACGAUUUGAAAAGCAGAAGGAGGUUUUAGAAGGCUAUCGCAAAAAUGAAGAGGCUUUGAAAAAAUGUGCUGAGGAUUAUCUUGCAAGGAUUAAGAAGGAAGAGCAGAGAUAUCAAGCACUGAAGGCACAUGCUGAAGAAAAACUGCAUCAAGCAAAUGAAGAGAUUGCCCAGGUACGGAGCAAAGCCAAGACGGAGUCUGUAGCACUGCAAGCUACUUUGCGAAAAGAACAAAUGAGGGUACAGUCUCUAGAAAGAAGCCUUGAACAAAAGGCAAAAGAAAAUGAUGAACUAACAAAAAUCUGUGACGACUUGAUUUUAAAGAUGGAAAAAAUCUAAUAUUUGGACUGUUGUACAUAUGUUCACUCUCAGAUUCAUUCUGUCCUCUUUUCUGUGUGUGUUCAAUAACUUUUUAAUUGUGUAUGUUUGAAAGUAAUAACAAGUAAUAAAAAGUAAUAGAUUUCACUGGCACUUGUUCCUUCCCAUAAUGUUGGCUGUAUAUUGGCUAUGAAUGUGGAGUGUCUGCCUAAUUUAGAAACUCACUAGAAUGAGUAGGUUCACCAUGUCUAUGAAAAGUCAUUGAAUAAAUGAGCAAGUGUAAGUUUCACUCAAAUUUUUGUAAAUAAAAAAAUAAAUUUGGACACUC